UGUGUGUCACUGCUCUUCUCUGCCAGACUGAUAGACUCACUGACUCGGAGAGAGGGAAGCUCAUAAAAACAGCGAAAGAGUUGAAAUUAAAGGAACCUAUCCCGGCUGACUUGGAUUGGAGACAUGACCAAAGAGACUGAGACUCUGGGACUGGUCUUUCAGAGCGAGAACUUCAACUAUAACCGUUACAAUAACUACGUCAUGGACUCCUGGUCCUACCUGGACAGCCCUGUCCCCGAGCAAAACCACCCCAAACCCAGACUCCACCCAGGAGACGACCUGACAGCCUUAACCAUGCUUUAUGAACAGUGCAAGAACCAGAAAGAGCAGAAGAUUACUAGCUGCAACCGCGCCAACAACAUCUGCAAAACAGAGAGGACGCCAAGCAAUGAGCUUGCUGCGCUGGAGGCGUCCGCCAACGUCAUGAGGAUCCUCUCUGAGAGCGUUCCCGUAAGCCAUCCAGCCCAAGAGGUUCUGGGAUCCAAGCCGAGCACCUCCCUGCCAAUUUCUGUGCCCACCACCUCAGACACCUACGCCACCCUGACCAGUGUGGUGGCGGACACUUACGACAAACAGGAGCUCAACAUCAUCUUUGACUCCCUGCUGCAGAAGUGGCCUGAGCCCGGUGCUUUCCCUGACCCCAGCACUGAGACUCUUCCCUACAGCGAUCCCUUCCCCGAGGAGCAGCCCAGCCCUGUCUACUCAGGCUCCUACACCGGCUCCCCACAAGAGAGAUUCAGGAGUGAGUUCCAGUUUUCCCUGGGAGCUCCUGUGGCUUCUCCUUACAAGUCCAGCGAGCUGCCCAUGGUCUACCUGAACAAGGGCCAGUUCUACCCCAUCACUCUCCAGGGAGUGGACAGCAGUGCCUGCCUCGGUGUCACUAAAGUCAAGACGGUCGUGAUGGCUGUGUUCGAGAACGACAAGAGCCCAGAAAUGCAGCUCCGCUUUUGGAAUCACUGGCACGCACGUCAGCCAACCGCCAAGCAGAGGGUCAUUGACAUCGCGGACUACAAAGAAGUGUUCAGCGGCAUUAGCAACAUAGAGGAGGUGGCCUUCAACGCUCUCUCCUUUGUUUGGAACCCCAGUGAAGAGGCCAAGGUGUACAUUGGCAUCAACUCCCUGAGCACAGACUUCUCCGCUCAGAAGGGAGUGAAGGGCCUGCCUCUAAACCUACAGAUCGACACUUACGACUUCAGCUCAGGAACCAACCAGCUCCUACACAGAGCCGCUUGCCAGGUCAAGAUUUUCUGCGAUAAGGGUGCAGAGAGAAAGAUGCGUGACGAGGAGAGGAAGAGAAGCAAGAGGAGGGGAAAGGCCGAUGCUAACACCAACAAAUCUUUAGUGAGCAGCUCCAUGGGCAGCGACAGCACCUUAUUUCAAAGCCUGGAUGACCACGUCACCCAGCCGGUCCUCUUUAUCCCAGAAACACACGUCAACAGCUUACAGCGCAUGGCCCCUCCCAUGGAUGAGACUGACAGGAGUUCUAUGAAGAGAUUGUAUCCAGACAGAGACCAGAACAGCUCUCCACCCAGCAAGCUAGCCCGCAGAGAAGACCCACAAAGAGUUCUUCUGUAUGUAAGGACACCCGCUGAAGAGGUCUUUGAUGCACUCAUGCUCAAUGCGCCAACGCUGUCAGGCCUACGGGAAGCUGUUUCAGAAAAGUACGGUGUGCAAAAAGACACCAUUGGGAAGAUCUACAAAAAAUGCAAACGAGGGAUUUUCGUCAACAUGGACGACAACAUCAUCGAACACUACACCAACCAGUCGGCCUUCCUCAUCGAGAUGUCCGAGGUCGUCGGCGGUCAGUUCCAGGUCACCCUCAUCGAAGUAUGAGAGCCGGCGUCCCAUCAGCCGCCUGCUCCACUGAAGGAUGUAAACAGAUCCCAGCUGCCAGUUUAAACCAUCUCUAAUAGCACUGCCCAGUCAAAGACAAUGUAAGCUGUGGACCAAUGAUUGAACUGGGCCGAAGAGACCUUUCCAGUUUUUUCCAGUUAAAAACGUUUCUAGAGGUUGUGAAUACCACUCGCGCUAUGAUUUUGUUAUUUGAAUUUAAUAUUUUAACGUAAGAGCAAUUAAGCCUGUAUAUAUAUUGUACAUAGAUUUUAAUAUGACAGUGUUUUAUGAACUCGCCAUGUGCAUGUUGCAAUCCAUGUUACACAAACUAGCAAUGUAUUUCAAGUGUGUGUACAGGCAGUAUGUUUUAAGCAUUUUCAGAGGUUGCUAUCUUUGCUGCUUUUAAUGUAUUCAUCAUUUCUUCUACAAGAGUCAAUGGUGCGUUUCCUCACCCACAACCUGCUCACCGCCGCAAGUAUCUUCCUGUAGGUUCCUGUUAGUUUCACGACUAAAAUGGCCCAGAUGCCGGGUUUAAUUCAGAACCUAAAGUCAGACAUUUCCACCCGUAAAACCACGCAAGACUUAGUAUUGGCCAUCAUUUAGUCAAAAGUUGUGGACAUUUCCUGCCUGUAUGGUGUAACCACAGUUCAAACCCCACCCCAAAACCCUGACGCCUGCCAGAGGACUUUCAGAGUGUGCAUGUGUACGUGUGUGUGUAAAAAGUUUCAGGAUUUUUUUUUUUUUUCCCCCUUGCGCAUCAUUUCAAAACAAGCAUGUAUCCUUGUAAUAUUUCAUUAUUAUAACACGGCAAAUCUGGUUGUAUUCGUCACAUCUUGCCUCUUUUGUACAAAAAUAAAGAAAAUGCAUAAUAA
Molecule: messenger RNA, 2705 nt
Organism: Epinephelus lanceolatus (giant grouper)
Lineage: Eukaryota; Metazoa; Chordata; Actinopteri; Perciformes; Serranidae
Gene: grhl3
Product: grainyhead-like transcription factor 3
Biological process (GO): regulation of transcription by RNA polymerase II
Cellular component (GO): nucleus
Molecular function (GO): DNA-binding transcription activator activity, RNA polymerase II-specific; RNA polymerase II cis-regulatory region sequence-specific DNA binding
Source: RefSeq, a predicted model, not a curated record